Messenger RNA from Glycine soja, 960 nucleotides. RefSeq names its product protein LURP-one-related 15-like. The transcript has 3 exons. Bases 188 to 784 code for a protein of 198 amino acids. The record is from RefSeq and is a predicted model, not a curated record. Lineage: Eukaryota; Viridiplantae; Streptophyta; Magnoliopsida; Fabales; Fabaceae.
CAUUGACCACUUCAUAUCCCAUGUCAUACUCACGCAUAUAUAUAUAAUUAAAAGUUUCAAGUAUAUAUCAAUCUAUCAAUCAAAUAAUACACACCCCGCAAGCCAUAGUGCACAAAACUUUCACAAAAGAAAUUGAAAGGUCAAUAUCCACACCUAUCAAUUUCUCACUAAACUUCAAAUUGCAAUUAUGCAAAACCAACGACCCUCCGGUAUCAUCAACCCUAAGUAUUGUGCUCCAUAUAAUGUUGACCUAGCAAUUGUGAGAAAAGUCCUAACAUUAUCUGAUAGCUUUACCGUCACCGAUGUCAAUGGCAAAAUUGUUUUCAACCUUAAGGGCUCUCUGAUAACCCUCCAUGACCACCGUGUCUUGCUUGAUGCCGCCGGCGAACCCAUUGUCACAUUACGCCGGAAGAUUAUGUCAGCUCAUGAUCAGUGGCAAGUUUUCCGUGGUGAAAGCACGGAGCUGAAAGAUUUGAUCUUUAGUGUAAAGAAAUCAUCAGUUUUCCAGCUAAAGACAAAAUUAGAUGUGUUCUUAGCUAACAAUACUAAAGAAGAAGUUUGUGACUUUAAGGUCAAAGGAAGUUGGUUCGAGCGAUCUUGUGUUGUUUAUGCUGGUGAAUCUCUCACCAUUGCUGCCCAGAUGCAUAAGAAGCACACUGUUCAAAGCAUUGCGUUGGGUAAAGAUAAUUUCAUAGUUACAGUGUAUCCAAAUAUUGACUAUGCAUUCAUAGUGGCACUGAUUCUGAUUCUUGACGAAAUUAACCAAGACAAGAAAAAAGAUUGAUUAUUGAGUUUUUUUUUAUGAUUUUCUCUGGGUUGUCUCGUUUUCAUCUAAAUGUUCAUUUAAGACAAAAACUGUGACAUAGUACUAGUGAACGGUUUUAAUUUCUUGCCGUCCUAUAUUUGCUUUUAAUGUUGUGCUUUACUUCUUUCCACCCAUAAUAAAUUUUGUAUAAGAGA